This is a messenger RNA of Pocillopora meandrina, 2494 nucleotides long. The record is from the annotation of a GenBank genome assembly. Lineage: Eukaryota; Metazoa; Cnidaria; Anthozoa; Scleractinia; Pocilloporidae.
GAACAAACAUGUCGUCUGAAAACUAAAUCGUCCCUCAAAUUUGGACAAAAGUUUAGUCGUGUGGAAUAUGAAUCGAUUGAUACGAGCUACUGUUAUUUUUUUGAAACAUUAUCGAUUUUCAGGAUCGAAGAAUUUCCACACAACUUCAAGAAUAUUGCAACUGUCUAACAUAGACGAAACGCAAGAGAAACUUCUAAAUGAACGUCUAAUCUUGGUAGACGAGAAUGAUUGCGUUAAAGGCACUGAAACGAAAAAAGAAUGUCACCUAAAAAGAAAUAUCCUACAAUACGGAAUGCUUCAUCGAGCCUUUAGUGUCUUUCUCUUUAACACAAAGGGACAGUUACUGCUACAACAGAGAUCGGACAUGAAAGUUACGUUUCCUGGUUGCAUCACCAACACAUGUUGUAGUCAUCCGUUGUACGAGGAUUCUGAGUUGGUGGAACAUGAUAAUUUUGGAGUGAAACUAGCUGCAAAGAGGAGGCUCUCUUACGAACUUGGAAUUCCAGGUAUGUUGGCCAGCACCGAAUUCUUCUAUUCCUGAGCUUGGGCUGGGCAGGGAAGUGUGUAAGAGAGGGUCACUGUCCUGUUUAAUAUCACGGAGAACACCAACCUAGGAGUGUUCUUGUGUAACAGAACUGUUGUACAACUAUGAUCAUGUUUAGUUAUCAGUUCCAGUGACUGCAGAGUUUUGAAAUUUUUCUGGAGGUAAAAAAUGGAUGUUUCAUCAUCAGUUAAUUUUUUGUUUUAAUUUUCUCUUAAUAUUUGGUGAAGGUAUGGAAGGUCAUAUUGAUAGCCUAGUGGCUCAUCUGGGGUAAAGCUUUUCCUGGCUCCCAAAGCAUUGAAGCAACAUAUCAGUACAGAAAUAUUGCUCCCACCUGUGGACAUAUGCUAGUUUAUCACAGGUAACAACCCCCUCCCCCAACCAAGACAUCCAGCAAUUUGCUGUUACUUCUUUUUACCCCAGGGUGUAAAGAGACUACAACAUUAUGAUCCAUUCAAGGCUUUAAACAAGACCGUUGAAUUGGGAGGCUACAUUUCACUGCACUAACUGCACCAAGCUACUGCAUCUCCCACCAUCUUAUUUUAUUCACUUUUUAAAGCUGGAGUCUUGUUGCAUUUUUUUUUUCUCUUAGACAACCAGAUCUCCUUGGAGGAUCUCAGGUUUCUCACCAGGAUUCAUUACAGAGCAGGAUCAGAUAAAAUAUGGGGAGAACAUGAAAUAGACUAUGUAUUUUUUAUGCAGAAGGAUGUAACCCUAGAGCCAAAUACCAAUGAAGUUAAACGCUGUUGGUAUGUUUCAGAGAGUGAGUUGAAAGAAUUACUGCAGAAAGCAGCUAAAGAUUCUAACAUUUUGAUGACCCCUUGGUUCAAAAUGAUAAAUGAUCAUUUCCUACACAAGUGGUGGGCAAGUCUGAGGGACUUGUCACAAUUUGAAAAUGACAGUGAAAUUCACAAAAUGCCAGGGAUACCAGCACCCAUAUUACAGUUGUGAACAGGUUCUAAGAACAAAGAAAGUCUAUUUUGAUUCAUCAUUCUAUCCAGUGGAAUUUUUGGAAGUUCUGCAGUUUGUCCUACUAUUACUGAUGUCCUUUUAGAGUGACAGUCAUGGGGGAAGAGGGAAGAAAAAUUGCAACAGCACCCAAUUUUUUGCUCACAUUUUACACAUGCCUGUGUGCAAAUUCCUCAUUGCUCAAGCUUGUUGUCCUUGGCCUAUAAGUAACAGUGAAGAUUGCUUUGCAAGCCACAUAAGAGAAUGAUUUUAUCAAGUUUUCAUCAUACAACAACCAAUGUUUAAUAAUUAUCUAUACUUUAUUCAAAAAGAGAUGGUUAAGUAUUGUUGCACCUUUGUACACCCUGUUUCUUUUGAUAAGCACAGAGAGACACAAAGGGGUUGAGACUUUGCUACAUGAACAUAAUUUGCAGAGAUUACAACUACAGUGUAGAAGGGUGAUAUUACUGACUUCCUAGAAUGACUUUCCUUUUCCAUUUACUACUUUCUACAUGUAGAGCAGAUUAAAUAACAAAUAAAUAAACAAACAAAAAUUUUUAGGCAACCCAUCUCAGUGAGUAAUGUACUUCGCAGAAAUAAGGUGACCAACACUUACCUGUACAUAGCAAAGGUGUUUAUGCAACAUAAAAUAAAAAAUAGAAUUCACUUGAGGACAAACUGCAGUAUUACUAGACCAAAAAUUUGUUUCUUAAUUACAACCUUUUUAAAAUAAAAUGUGUAAGCCUGAAAAAGUAUUUUGAUUGUGGUAUACUUCUUAAAAACAAUAUGUCAUUUUUGACUCAAAUUUUUGCAAGCCACUUAUUCUCAAAAAUUAUAUCCCAAGUUGAACAAGUUGCUUGUACAGAAAUUCAAUAACAGUUCUAUCUCAGCAAAAUAGUGCCGCCCUUUUACAUUAUAUACUUACAACUAACUUACUGUAAGGAUAGCUGUAAGUGAUUUAUGAAAUAUGAUUUUGAAAUAUACACUGCCUUCAAUUUAACUGAU